Messenger RNA from Epinephelus moara (kelp grouper), 5627 nucleotides. RefSeq names its product poly(rC)-binding protein 3-like. Gene Ontology annotation, cellular component: nucleus; cytoplasm. The coding region runs from base 403 to 1461 and encodes 352 amino acids. The record is from RefSeq and is a predicted model, not a curated record. The transcript is spliced from 13 exons. NCBI's taxonomy places the organism in Eukaryota, Metazoa, Chordata, Actinopteri, Perciformes, Serranidae. Gene Ontology annotation, biological process: regulation of RNA metabolic process; regulation of gene expression. Gene Ontology annotation, molecular function: mRNA binding.
UUUACACUUGACACCAAACAGUAUGGCAAACAGACUAUCGCACCGCAGCAACCAAAACUGUGCUCACUGAGGAUGCCAGUCGGUUUGGUUUCAUCACAUAAUUUUGAGAACUGUCACGUGUUCCUGGUUGCUCAUGUGACCCUGCGGUACGGACCAAUAGGGUGGCAGAGUUUGUCCUGGGCAGAGCGAAAGAAAGAGGGGAAAAAAAAAAUCAUUUUCCCUUUGCGAUUUUUAAUCUUGCAACGCCGAAAGUGGUCGUCAUCUACUGUAUCCUGCGCUACAUAAAGGUGUUUCUGUAUCUUUUUCAGGUGACCGGUUGGCUGACUCCACCAUCACACUCGCGUUGGCCCUUGAACUCCUCUCUCACGUGACCACGCCCCUUCCUUCACAUCCAAUCCCGACAUGGAGCCCAUCAAGGUCCAAUCAGAAGGUGGACUGAAUGUGACCCUCACCAUCAGGCUGCUGAUGCACGGCAAGGAGGUUGGGAGCAUCAUAGGAAAGAAAGGAGAAACGGUGAAGAAAAUGCGCGAAGAUAGUGGUGCCCGCAUCAACAUCUCAGAGGGGAACUGCCCUGAACGGAUAGUCACCAUCACCGGGCCAACAGAUGCUAUUUUCAAGGCCUUUGCCAUGAUAGCCUACAAGUUCGAGGAGGAUAUCAUCAACUCUAUGAGCAACAGUCCAGCCACCAGUAAACCACCUGUAACCCUGAGGCUCGUUGUCCCGGCCAGCCAGUGUGGCUCUCUUAUUGGCAAGGGAGGCUCCAAAAUCAAAGAAAUGAGAGAGUCCACAGGAGCUCAGGUCCAGGUUGCAGGUGACAUGCUCCCCAACUCCACCGAGAGAGCAGUGACGAUCUCAGGGGCCCCAGAAGCCAUCAUCCAGUGUGUCAAACAGAUAUGUGUGGUGAUGCUUGAGUCCCCACCGAAAGGUGCCACCAUCCCCUACCGCCCCAAGCCUGCCUCCACCCCUGUCAUUUUUUCAGGUGGCCAGGUAAGAGCAGACCCACUGGGGGCGUCCACAGCCAACCUCAGCCUCUUACUGCAGCACCAGCCACUGCCUGCUUAUACCAUUCAAGGACAGUACGCCAUCCCACAUCCAGAUCAGUUGAGCAAGCUCCACCAGUUGGCUAUGCAGCAAACCCCCUUUACCCCCCUCGGACAGACCACCCCUGCCUUCCCCGCAGCAGGUCUGGAUGCCAGUAACCAGGCCAGUACUCAUGAACUCACCAUUCCCAAUGAUCUAAUAGGCUGCAUAAUCGGACGCCAGGGAACCAAAAUCAACGAGAUUCGUCAGAUGUCUGGGGCACAGAUCAAAAUUGCUAAUGCCAUGGAAGGGUCAUCGGAGCGCCAGAUCACCAUCACAGGGACCCCCGCCAACAUCAGCCUGGCCCAGUACCUCAUCAAUGCAAGGUUUAGAGACGUGGCGGCCAUGUGGAAUGACCCAUCUUCCAUGACCACAUCCUGAGAUCCCUGACUGACUCCUCCGUUUGGCCCUUUCCAAUGACUGACUACCGCAGACAAUCCUGAUGAAGCCCUUCGGACUCUGGCUCUGGCUCUCCGAAAACCCUGACCGCCUUCCCGCUCUGAUUCAAAGUUGUUUAUACAUCAGGGAGGGUUGGGCGCUCAUUUUGAUUUCAGAGAGCCAAAUUAAAUUAACAAAAAAGAAAAAAAAAAGAAAUACAAAAAAGAAAUUCUCUGUUGAUUAGGUUUUUUAGAGAACUGUUGAAGCAUGUUGAAUGUUUACUAGGAACAACUUGUGUUAAUCUUUCUCUUCUUUUUCUCUCUAUCUAUUGCUUUCUCUUUCUCUCUGUCAGUGCUGCGUCAUAGAACAUAAUUUAAAAGUAUACACUUGUAAAAAAAUUGAGAAUUUUUGUAGAACAUAGUUAUCUGCAUAUUACAGCUGCGCAGUGAUGCUAUCGGCAGAGUGUGUGGUGGGAUGUAGCCAAAUUAUCAAAUUUUGAUAAUAUAUUUCAAAAACAAAAAAAAAUUGGACUGUUCUGCUUUUGUCCUAAUUUGCAUCUUUGUCUACUUACAAAUCCAAUUUCUACCCAUGACUCUUUGCUGCAUCACAUGACCCUUUUAAGCCAAUGGUAUCACUCCUAGAGCCUCCCUUCUCAUGUUAAUUUCCUAUAUUUACAUUAUUGCUUAUAUUGCAUGUGUUCAAUGUCGUAUCGUUGUGUAUUUGAGUAAACCUGUUCAGUGUAGGUGUUCCUUCAAAUGUUAUAAUUAUAUCUUUGUGCUUCCUUUCUUUUCCGCAAACUUUUUCAGCAUUUUUGGCCAUUCACGUCUAGUCCUACUCCCUGCCCAAAUGAAAAACUUUCCAACAUAGCCUCCUUCUAUCAACACCAAUUAUUAGUAUAUAGAUGCAUGAAUGGGAAUUAGUGAAAAAUCAGUGGCUAAAACACUAACUGAAAAUUUAAAUGAUUGUUUACUUAUUAUUAUACUGUAUUUGUUUUGUACAAGGACUAUUGUGAUUUAGCACAUUAGUCGACUACGCAGCGCUCAUGCAAUAGACUAUUCAACACUUUACUCUGGACUGCCUCUGAUGUGGGAGGAAUUAGUUGGACUUAAAAGCCAAGUGUUGCGUCCAAACCUUUCGGCUUCCUUCCCUUGUCUCAGAUAAAUUACGGGUCCCUGUGAAAGCUUUUAAAAGAGAGCGAAAAACAAGGGAAAGAAGCCGACUCUUCGUGGCAAAGAGGCCUAAACGUUUGGACGAAGCCGAAUGGUAUUUUUUGGGCCAAGGAAUGUUCAGGGGUUCAUUGGGGGGAACCCACGGGGCCUGGGCGGACGUGACCACUCAGUCUCUUUUUCAAGAUUGUUCAUCUUGUCUUUUUGUUGUCAUACGGUUGAUUUGACGCUUUAGGUUUGAAUGUCUUUUUAUUGUCAGCAACUUAAUUGUUUUUAUUUGAAAAAGGACAGGUUGGAUGACAAUUAGUACUGCUUCACUGGUUUUCAGUAAAACCAGCAUGUAUUUAUUUAUGAUGUGGUGAUGCACAUAAGACUUUUUGUUUGUCGAUCAUGAAACUUAAGCUAAGUUAGUUUUGUUGUAUUGUAUUUAAUUUGAGAGGGAGGUGUGGAUGAUAUUUGGUAUGGUUCAGUAUUUCAACCAUCCCUUGCGUGUUCGACUCAUGAAGAUGCUCUAAAUACUAUUGGGACAGCUUGAGUCAUCUCAUUUCCGAACAGCUGAGCUCAAUUCAGUUUUGACAUAAUACAAACAGCUGUUGAAUGUUAUUGUCGAAUCACAUGAUCUACUGUCCAACACAGCAGCAUUCUGCAUUUUCAGUGUCUCAAUUUCUUCAUACAUACCACUACUCUUGUUUUAUUUUACAAUAGCUUAUGCUGAGCUUUAAGGAAAAGUUUGACAUUUUGUGAAAUAUGCUUGUUCGCGUUCUUAUCAAGAGUUAGAUGAGAAGAUUGAUAUACCUAUGUCUGUAUGCUAAAUAUGAUCUGCUUAGCUUAGCUUAGCUUAGCUUAGCAUAAAGGCUGGAAACAGAAGGGAGCAUCUACCUGGCUCUGCAAAGCUAAAUAAAUGACUUUACCAGCAGCUAAAGCUUACUAAGUAGCAUGUUAAAUCUAGUGUGUUUAAUCACAAGAGUCAGAGUAACAGUUUCCCCUUGUUGCAGGCUUCGUGCCAAGCUAAGUUAAGCUAACCGUUCCCUGGAUGUAGCUUCAUAUUUAGCAGGGAGCUAACUCUCUGCAAGAAAGCAAAUUCAACUCUCAGAGUGCUUGAAAUAUUAUGAAAUAAAUUAAAUUCAUGAUGUCAAAGACCUAUUAACCUCAACCUAUUAACCGCCCCAGGGGAGCACGUCAGGCUUUAAAGCCAGUUUUCGUGGUGGCAAAAUAGUGUAAUAACAACUGCCAAGUCUGUCAUAUGAUGCUCUGCAGUCAAAAAAGACUGUUUUCCAUUGACUUGCAUGGCAAAAGACACAUUUGUAAAUUAGUGGAUACAUUUUUUGAGCGUCACAACCCCCACAAAGUGUCUCGGAUCAGCCAUUUGGUCCAUUAAUAUUGCAAAAUCUAAAAGGGCUGCAAGAUUAAACAAUUUUAUCCCCAUUCAAGGUACCAGAGCUUUAAACUUAAAGUUAGCCAUUUGGCCGGUGGCAGUUAGCUGCUUGGCAGCACUAGACUAGACUGGACUAGUUGCUGCUGUAAGUCUCCACUGUGCUUGCUGUAUGAACCAGACUGCGGAAGUAGUACCGAUCAUCCCUAGAUCGUCUGGGUAAUUUUAUAAGUGGCAGCUCAACCAUUUUGGCUUCAUUCACAACUUUCAUAAGAAUGAAUGAGGCCCUGCAUUCAAUGCUGUAUCCAGUUCUCUUCAUACAUCCAUGGUAUUAGGCUAUUUCUAUAUCCGGACCAGUUGCCCAGCAACCAUCAGAGACUCCAGUAAGAUAAUAGUCCUGACCAUGAAACAGUCUGGUACAUAACUGCCCAUAAACAACACGAUUGUUAAUAACUGAGUUUUAGAAGUUCUGAUAGGUGUAUUUUGUUACCUUUCGAUAGAGCCUGGCCAGCUGUUUACCUCUGUUUCCAGUCUUAAGGCUAAGCUAAGCUAACCAGCUGCUAGCAGUAAUUUCAUAUUCGGCAUACAGACAUGACAGUGGUAUUGUAUAUAUCUAACUCUUGGCAGGAAAGUAAAUGAACAUAUUUGCUUAAGUGUUGAACUUUUUCUGUAACUUUGGGUCUUAAGCGCUUUGAUGACAUAAAUGUGAUUAUGUAAAUGGACAAAUGCUGUAUCACUAUACUGAACCAUGCAUAGUCAAUGAUUAUUCUGCAAUAAUUCUUACAUUUUGAUGUGAACUCAAGUAGUAGUGCUAGCAUUGAAAUUAUGAAUUUGUGUUUCUUUUUAUUUUGAGUUGUCAUAGCUUGUACUUUAAUGGGAAUGUUUGUCAAAUGAACUAAAUGAAAUUAUGUUUUUGGGGGGCAAACGCUUUUUAGAACAGUUGGCUAAUACCUAAGAGGGCAUUCUUUCCCAACAGUAUUGUACGAGUAAAGAACAUCCUCAAGGGUAUUAUGGCUUUUAUACAACUGUUAUCAAUGCAUGUGUACCAUUGAAAUGUUUGCUUCAAAUUAGUACACAUAUGUAAGAAAUAAAAACAGAAAAACGAUGAUUGCUAAUGCUUAUUAGCACGGUUGGCACGUGCAUUUGACAAAGAUCUUGUGUUAUUUGAAUUUGAUCGCUAUGGCAGUGUGAUUUCAAUAACAUCAAUAUUCAUGUGUUACUCAGUGUUUGGAAACUGUAUUUACAUUUGUGUAUAUGCCUGAGUAUACUACGACUUUCAAACAAACUGCAACUAAUGCAAUAAUAGGGUGCAAUGUGCAAUUAUUUAUUCAGUUAUUAUUAGCUUAGAUACAGGAGAGCUGUGUAGCUUGUUUAAAAAUGCUUUUUUUAAUUUUAACCACAUUUCAUGUGGCAGCAACAACAGGAAAAGAAGAAUGACUAGACAUGUUUUUUUCAGCUUUUGUUUUGUGUAUUGCAGUUGGAGGAAAAAAAAGUGAUAGAACUUUGUAACUAUUUUUGAUUGAUUUAUUUGCUAUGUGCAGAUCUAUAUUAGUUGUGAGUAAUUACAUAGGUUUUAAUUUCAAAGUGUUGGUAAGUAUAAAAACAAAUAAAGUUUCAUUUUUUCUUUCUGU